Messenger RNA from Saprolegnia parasitica CBS 223.65, 261 nucleotides. RefSeq lists its product as hypothetical. The record is from RefSeq and is a predicted model, not a curated record. Lineage: Eukaryota; Oomycota; Saprolegniomycetes; Saprolegniales; Saprolegniaceae. The transcript is spliced from 2 exons. The coding region runs from base 35 to 229 and encodes 64 amino acids.
AUCCUUUUUCCACCAAGUGACCACGCCGAUCGCCAUGCCCCGCGGUACGAACUCCCAAGGCAACACGUACAACUCACCCGCGGUCUCGCAGCCCAACACCAACAGCUACCACUACUCGAACUCGAACGGCUCGUACUACUACCAAAACUCGAACGGCUCGACGUAUUACAACAACGGUCAAGGCAGCGCCACGUACACUGCGCCCAACGGAACCAAGUACUCCAAGUAACAGUGUGAAUGACAACCUUGUGUUUCGCUCCA